This is a messenger RNA of Amoebophrya sp. A25, 1627 nucleotides long. Lineage: Eukaryota; Dinophyceae; Syndiniales; Amoebophryaceae. The record is from the annotation of a GenBank genome assembly.
GCUCACGACAAACAGAAACACAGAUCAUAGAACGUAGAUUCUCCAUCCACUUAUCGAGAAAUAAAAUGAGCAAUGCGCAUUUCGGUCGUGUAGUGCCUGUUAGCCUACGAAAGUUUAGCCGAAUCGAAUGCUCCGUAUUUAGCGAAAACCGCAGAGCAAGUGGAGUUUUGGUCCCAUUGCAGAGGAUAGCGGAGAAUCUGCGAAGUCGGCUUCCCUUUCGCGGCGCGGCUGAGGGUGAUCCGUCUAGUACCGCAGAUGAUAUUGCGUCUUCUUCUACAUUCUCAUCUACACCAGUAUCGUCCGCAUCCGCAGCAUCGCUAUCAUCAUCUGGAUCAACAACAUCCUCUUCGUCUUCUUCGUCGCUAUUUUCGGCAACAACUACCUCUAGUACCAAAAAAUACGAGUUACCACGUGACUUGCCAGCGGGCGUUCAUUUAGUCGUUUUUCUUACGCGUCUGAAGCAUGUUUACCACCUAGACACAUGGAUCAGUCUGAGGCAUGGCUUAGACAUCUUGGUGAAAAGAAGGGGAGAAGAGUUGAGAAGAAAGCUAGGUGGUGGUGGUGGUGGUGGGGCGCGAGGUGAUCGAGGGCCUGAAACUGACGAAGAGCAUGCCGCGUCACCCUCAGUUAGCGAGCAAGAUGAUAGCAUCGCGAGCAGCUCAACAAAGAAUUAUACGAACGAGAAAGAACCAGCGUCGUCCCCAGAAACUAUGACCACAUCAUCCUCAAAUACAAAACCUAGUACCAACCUUCCGGUCAAUACUCUAAGUUCUUCAACGUCUUCAAGCCAGAAUAGCAAUAGGAUAGCAAUAGGAUCUCCUGUCAUCGCCAAUCCUUAUCCGACAGAUCUCAGCGCAGAAGGAAAGAACGAGAUGGGUAUGUACAUAAUUUGCAUGCUACCGAUUUUUCCACCUUUGCGUUUGCUGUGGAGGUUUUGCAUCCAUCGUUGGCGGAAGAAGAUGGAAAACUUUUUUCGGGAUAAUACUGGUGUCAUAGUAUGGAUGAUGUUUUUUCUCCCAUUCCCAUCUUUAACGGGUCGUCCUGGCACUCAGUUCAAGGGGAUGAACGAAAGAGUGCCCCGAUGGUCUGCCUCUAGAGGGGAGAAAAAACGCCAUUUAUACAGAGAGGACGAUAUGGAUAAUUCGUGGUAUAGACAGCUACAGAUGAAGAGAGCCGGUGCUGAUGCUGAAACCAUCCAACAGAACGUGGUUAAAUCCACUUUUCUCACUUCUUUAACGUGGAAAUCAGCCUACUUUCAACGCAUGCACUUACACGAAGACGGCAGAGCUUGGGGAUUCUUGGUCAAGAACGAUGGAGAAAUUCUAUGGGCAUCGGAUGAGACGUUUGAGGAUGAAGCAAAGUUUGGUGCGCAAGGACGAAGGGCACAAGAGGCGAUGAUCCGCAGAGCAGUGGAUGAGGAAUUCACCUUCCGCGAGACGCGAUGGAGCAGACUGCUGGAGGCAGGGUCGCGAGCAGGGGAGACGAAACUACUUGGAAAUGGAAAUAAGACAGACUGAUUCUGAUGAGACCGGUUCUUUUAUAGGCAGAUUUCCAGGAUGAAUAUGAUUGCGCGCCAGUGGUCCUAUCUUUGCUGCAUCACACUAUUAGAAAAGAAACUUCUUGCUCG